AAGCAAUUCGCUGAAAUACACGUGUUUACGGCUCGUGCUUUUCAAAUUUAGUGCUAUAAGACUUCCAUCCGAAUGGGUGAUGACAAACUGGACCCACCCAGCACUUAUAACAGUUCGGAAAAUAAUUCACAGAGUUAUAUUGAACAACUGGAACCAUUUUGUAGUCGUUAUUUAAUUCGUAGCAUCGAGUCGGAUAUAUUGUCCUCUUCUGACAUUCCAACAUCUCCUAGCUUAGAUUUGUUUGGCGAAACUAUCACAUCAAGUCCAUAUAUUGACUCUCCACCAAUUGGUAGAACAACAAUAACUACUCCAUCCUGUUCUUGGAAUAAGUGUGACUCUUCGAGUUCCAUUCAGCAAGUUUGCACUAAUACAGAUAGCGGCUUUUCGAGCUGGACUGGAGGGGGAGAUUCGAAGACUAGAUCACCACCGAAUUUGGUUUCAUCUUACUGUGCCUUACCUAAUCCUAUUUACGCACCACUGACUUCAUCGAACAACGACAGAAUUUUUAUGUUCAAUCAAUCAGGUCCAGAACAUUCGACUUGGGACCCAACUAAUUUAAAUGAGCCAGACGCAAGUCAUAGCUGCAUGGUGACUAAUUCAUGUUCAUGUUUAAGUAAUCUUCCCUGCGCUAGCGAACUGAAUGAAGAACUUUCAGAUAGAAUGUUUGUGAGAAGUAUGGGUGAUAUGAUAAAAAAUUCACCCACAUGGUCAACUCCAUGGUCUUGUUCAAAUACAUAUCCUUCUUGUGCCUACGUGUCACGUAGUCCAGCAGUACAAAGUCCUUUAAAUGUGUCAGGUUCCUAUUCAGAAACCACAACAUCCAAAUUUUCGCCUUUUCUAUCUCUUGUUAGCAACUCACUAAAUGAAGACAAUUCUACAGGUGUAAAGUCCUGUGAUGGAUUGACGAAUGUCAUUGCGGACGACACACCUAAAACCGCAACUGAUUCUGGCAACUUAUUUUCAUCUACAAUAACACCUAAUUCUGUUUCUCCAAAUGGAAACAGAUCCACUCCAUUACACCGGCCAAUUCCUAUUCAUGAUGGGUACACUAUUCAAAGUCAUCAGUCUUGUUCUUCGAACUCAUCUUCUUCUUUAGCAAAUCGUCAUUCUAAUUCGCGUAUAUGGGAGCGACCAAAUCGUAGAAUUGACAAUAGUUCCAGUUCAGAUACUGUUAAGUGUCGUAAUCAUAGUUCCAAUAAUAAUCGACCUAGGACUGUAUCUUAUACCGCAUACUUAGAUUCGUCAUGCAGAAAACCCACAUUUAUCUACAGACCAGGUUCUGCACCAUUACAACAUGAUAAUCUUUUUAUUCCCGAAGAAGAUUCAGACCCAGAUGAUGAGAGCAGUGCUAACUCUAAAGAGAUGAAAGACAGUCAUUGUGUUCAUAAACGCCGAAAGUCGAAACCUCCUUCGAAUACAUCAACACGUCGUUUCUCUCAAAAUUAUUCAUCUUUAUCAUCCAAUAGUUAUUAUACUACGGACAUAAAAAUAAAUGGUGAGAAUUCACACAACUCAGUGACUACUGUUUCUACAAAUAUGGAACAACCCGAUAAUUACACAGAUGGUAUUUAUAACAGGAGAUUAAACAAGACUGAUCAGCAAGUUAAUCCACGUACAAAUACAACCAGCAUGCAUCUGAUGUCUGAUGCUUCCACUAACCAGUGCCUUACGAACUUAUCAUUCCUCAGUGAUGGAUCAGUUCAACAUAAUACAAAUUAUUCGACUGCAGCUCCUAGAAACAGUUUACCAGAAUAUAGCGCUUUGUCUCAUUCUAUCAAUUCAUUGCCGAAUUCACCUUUGAAUAAUUCUAUAUUUCCUAAUGAUAUAAAUGAGAUAGAUAAUAAUAGUCGGAUUGUAUUACAACCACCUAUGCCAGAUGUUGUACCACGAUUAGGAUUACAUAUGUUGUAUACUACACUUGGAUCCAGUGUCAAUUCAUCUGUGUAUCACCAACAUCAUCAUCAGCAUCAUUUAACAACUUCACAGCCACGGUGUUCAUCUGUUCCACUUGUACGAACAUCCUUGAAUAUGAAUUAUAAUUAUCAACAGUAUGGUUAUCCUAAUCAUCAUCAUCAUCACUACCAACAGCAGCAGUUCAACCACCACCACCACCAGCAACACCAUCUCUAUAAUCUUCAUCCAAGUGGAGUACAAAAUCCUUCUUUUUCACAAUCAUUAUAUGAUACUGGAUAUUCAUAUGAAACAAAUGAAUUAUAUGCAACGACAAAUAGUAUCAGUAAUAGGAUACAUUUAACUUUAUUAGCAAGACGUUUAGCUAGUGUUGGAGAUGAAUUAAUGGCAAAUCAAUCAUGCAUGAAUCGGUCAAACUAUACUCUGCUAAAUGGUGUAUUAUUUAAUGGUAUACAAAGAGCAAGAACUGGUCUACUAUCAUUUUGGAGAUUCUCUUCUCAUAUAGUAUCAUUGUUUACAUUGUCAAUAGAAUAUAUGCUAGGAUCUAUACAACUGGUCAAUCAAUCAUUACCUAUUGGUACUGACGACUUGCUGUCAACGAAUUCAAAUCAAAAUAUCUAUUCAUCAAGACGAAGAACAGCUACCUACAGUGGUUGUAGUGUAACUGCUUAUCCUCAACAUGGUCUUCAUACAUCAUCAUAUGACUAUCACCGACCAAGUGUUGAUAUAAUUGUUUCUCCUAGCCAAACAGAAAGUGAUCUACACAGAGUUUCAGAGGCUUCUCAAACACGAUUCCAGUCGUCAGCAUUAGCAGCAGCAGCGGUAACAGCAACGCUAUCGUCAUCAUCAUCAUUGUAUUAUGCUUACCCAUAUCAGCAUAAUUAUUGUCGCCAUCAUCAAUCACCAACGUCUCAUCCUAUUCAAUAUUGUGAAGGAAAUUCUUGUUUAGAGUCAAGACCAUCAUCGAUGAAUAAUCCUUGUGAGGAUACGGAAAUGACAUUUGAGGACAGUUCUAGUAGUAGUAGCGGCGGUAGUAGUAGUAGCCGUAAUAACUAGAUAUAUUCUCUAUUUGAAUUUUGACAAUUUCAAACUAAGCGCUAUUGAAAAGAAUUCAUAUUUUGAAACAGUAAAACAAGACAAAACAAAACAGUGAAUUGUAACCACUUCUUUUUUUCUCUAUCUCUCUCUCUCUCUCAAUAAAACAAUAAAGAUUUCUUUGAUUACUCUUCUACUGUGUGUAAUGUAUGUUUAUUAUUCAUAAUAAUUAGUAUAUUAUUAUUGGUGAAAGCAAAAGAUAUAUUCUGAUACAAACAAAUUUAGAUUUAUUUAAUCGCUACAACAUUACUCUCCCCCGCCACCUGUUUCUUCCUCUCUCUCUCUCUCACCACGUACCUAUCUUUUCCAAAUUACUGUUGAAAAUACUUUUAGGUGAAAAAAUCUAUAAUAUAUAUGAAAAAAAUUUACAGUUAGAUGGAAAACAGAAGGGAAAAGAUAAAAUAUUCUUAUUUUUUACGUAUGAUAAUACCUGACUACUUUCUCUAAGUCUAGUUAUUAGGGAGGAUAAUAUUUAAGCUGGAUUUUGAUUGGUUAAAAAAUUUCUGACUUCAAUGGGCCCUUAUAUGAUGAUUGGUUAGAUGUGUAUUAGUUAUACUACUGACUGACUGGUUAUGCGUUAAUCUGAUUGGUUGAUGGCUUCAUAUAUAUAUAAUAACGUAGAUGUAUGUUUUGCACUUUUCCAGAUAGAUAGUCAUGUACUUUUUUCUCUUCUUCUGCUUCUUCUUCUCCCUCUCUCUUACUCUGUCUUGUCGCCUUAAAAUUUUGAAUAGUGAGGUAGUUCUCAACCAACUUGGUGAAUUUACUAAUAACCGGUUUUUCUGUUGUUGUUUGGUUAGUUUAAAUUAAUAAAUUUAUUCUCUGCUCAUUUCUGCUAUUCCUACAACAACAGCAACAACAUAUUUCUCUUCUAAUUCUCAUUAAUUAUUAAAAAACAAUGAAACAUUUCGCAUUUUUGUUGUUGUUGUUGUUGUUGCGUAUUUCUACCCACUGACGACACUUACCUAUAUAGUCUGUUUGUCAGUUGUCAUAUGAGUGUGUAGGUAUGUAUUGUAGGACCAAAUCUAUUGUUGUUGUUGUUGAUUUUGCUAUGAGAGACAGAGUUACUAUUACCGUUAAUAAUACACUAAUACUGUUAGGUUUGAAGAAUAAAAAGGCCAUUUUUCGGAUUCAUCUUGACUCAAUAUGUAGGUUGUUUUUUUUAUAAAAAUUGGACUACUGACUAUUACUGCUAUUUAUUGUUAUAUAAUCAUUGUUGUUAUUAUUAUUACACUCCUCGCCCUUUUAUUUUCUACCUUCCAACACAUAUAUUUUUAUUAUUCUAGGGAUAUACAUGUAUAUGUGUAUGUAUUGAGUUGAUUUCUUUCGUGUUUUCGUCUUUUGAUAUAAAGAGAGAAAGGAGAGUAAAUAGACAGGUAAACAAAUCUUUAUUGAUUAUUUAAAAUAAAACAACAUAGUCAUUUUCUUUGUCUUAUUCUUCUUUUGUAUAUUAUUAUUAUCAUUACCACUACUACUACUACUAUUAUAUUAUUAUUAUUGAAUAAAUAUAUUUGUAUACAUUGAAGGAAGUGCUA
Messenger RNA from Trichobilharzia regenti, 4538 nucleotides. The record is from the annotation of a GenBank genome assembly. NCBI's taxonomy places the organism in Eukaryota, Metazoa, Platyhelminthes, Trematoda, Strigeidida, Schistosomatidae.